Molecule: messenger RNA, 353 nt
Organism: Anisakis simplex (herring worm)
Lineage: Eukaryota; Metazoa; Nematoda; Chromadorea; Rhabditida; Anisakidae
Source: the annotation of a GenBank genome assembly
UUUUGUGCCUUCAUGGCUAUCGUCAGAAUGAGAAAGUGUUCCGUGAGAAGACGGGCAGCUUUCGGAAAGCACUUAAAAAAUACGCUGAUUUUGUUUUCAUGAGUGCACCCCACGAACCUGUAUUGCCACCACAACCGUGUUCACAGAACGACGGCGGAGGAGAAUGCGAAAAAAUUGAUGAGCAAAGAGCCGAUCCACGUGGUUGGUGGUUCUCGAGGUCGGAGAAUCACUUCAGUUCGCACGAUGUCACUGAUCUCUGUACUGGAUUCGAUGAGUCUGUUAAAGCAGUCUUGGAUUUCGCUGCGAAAGAGGCUUGUUUUGCAUUUGUAUUUUCAUUGGUCUUAUCAUGUUAA